CACAUGUUUUAAGGUUGUCUUAUGCAUCUCAGUGUCCAUUCAGCCCCAGUCUCCUCCUCCACUCACUCCCCGUCUUACCCUCUCCUCAGUGGGUAUAAAAGAGGACAUUUAUUUACCACCUUCACUUCAUCUGGAACCUCCAGCCUCAAUCUGAUCCACUGAACUACUGAACCACACGGACUAAUCAUGAGCAGGAACUACAUGUCCAAGUAUGAUGAGAUGCGUAAGGGAGACUACAUGUGGUCCAAUAACAAGGAAUACAAGGCAGUUUUCCAGGAGGACGGUAACUUUGUCAUCUAUGGCUGGAGGCAGAUGUGGUCCUCUGACACCGCAGGACAGCGCGACGCCUACCGCCUGUGCAUGCAAGAUGACUGCAACUUUGUCAUGUACAAGAGGGAUAACAAGAUGAUGUGGCAAACCAAGAGCCAGGCUCAAGGGUUCAAGAUGUGCCGCAUGUACCUACAUAACGACGGUAACCUGGUCGUUGAGAAGGACGGAGAAGAAAUGUGGAACUCUUCUUCCUCCAAGGGUCACAAGCAGUAAACGUCCUGAUUCGGUCCAAACGGGCGUCAAAGAAGAUGACCUCUGUACCAUCAGUCAAAUGCCUGUGUUCAAAUAUCCACAUUAAUAUACCACUUACAAAUCAAGCGAUGUGCUUUGCAUGCUUUGUGUAAGUGUUAUGCUAGUGUGGUUAUUGGAACAUAACCUUAAUGUAUCUGAUUCAGAGUGAAAUGAUUAUCCAAUAAACCUUUUAAAAAUGCCCCAAAA
This is a messenger RNA of Salmo salar (Atlantic salmon), 768 nucleotides long. Its product is annotated as B-type lectin plumieribetin. NCBI's taxonomy places the organism in Eukaryota, Metazoa, Chordata, Actinopteri, Salmoniformes, Salmonidae. The record is from RefSeq and is a predicted model, not a curated record.